ACAAGACGCGCCAACCGCAGUGGCUACGUCGAGCACGACGACUUUGAAGGCCUCCCCGUCCGACAAUGGCGCCACGAAUGGGUCAAUGUCGCGCCCCCGGUCCAGCAGGAGCAGCAGCAGCAGAACGACAUCUGGGCCAUUGAGCUCCUCCACGGCAUGCCCAAGGACGCGGCCCUGCUGCCGCCGCACACCCAGGAGCUGCUGCGCGCUGCGCGGUCCGGCCGCCUCUACAAACGACCGCAUCCGGUCGAGGACGACGAGGGCGAUGGCGAGACAAUACUUGACAAGCCGGAGAAGAAGGACGACGACACCAGCUCGCAGGGGUACCAGAUAAGGGUCUGGAAGCAGCUUCCGAAAAAUGUCGAGGCUCCAGCCAUCUCCCACCUCGCUAAGCGCAGGAAGAACACCGUCACCGUGGCCAGCCGGACUGUCGAGGAAAAGGUAACUGGCCCGACGGUGACGAGGGCUACCGUCCGCCGGAUGGACGCUGCCGGCAAUCCUUACACGGAAGAGGUCACCCUAUCGGAGGGCCAGCGCGUGGACGGCGAGGUCAUUGCGACCAGAGUAGAGGCCGUGACCGCGGCUCAGCCAGACGCCUUUGCAGCUGCGCCGCCAUCUGCUGCGAGGAGGAGGCCGCCGCCGCCUAAGAGGAAAGCAAAGGCAGGGCCCGGAAGAGGCAAGAAGAAGAUGAAGCAGCCAUUGCCUGCAGAGAAGCCAGUUGCCGGAGCAGCGCCCGCCGCAGAAACUGGAGCCACAGCUGCAGUCAAGGCGGAGGUCAAGGAUGUUGUCACGCCCGUGCCCAACGGGAUCAAGCCUCAGAAUCAGGACAGCGAGAUGGGCGACGUUGACGGCGACGACGACGAAGAGGAGGAGGAAGAAGGAGACGAUGGCGACGAAGGCGAGGAGGGUGAUGAGGGCGAUGAGACUGUGGAUGUCGAGGCGCCAGAUGAGUCCAUGCUCGACGCUACAAAGGACCAGGACGAGACAAUGGCGGACGCAUCCCACAUUAUCGAUCAACCCGACGUCGAAAUGAAGGACGAGCAGCCCGCGCCCAGGGAGCCGUCGCCUCCCCAGCCGACAACCCUUUCCGCACCCGAAGUGCCAGAGGUGCCGUCAAAAAGCCCGUCUCUUCUGCCGCUCAAGCACGAAGACACCCCGCCCAGGAAUCCCGUCAUUGUGCCCUCGCCAUCCGAGCCAUCGGUACACGCCGAGUCCGCAGCAGAAACCGCGCUGCCUUUGUUAGACAUGCCGGCUGAGGAGACCACGGACUCGGUCGUUGCCGAACCGCCUUCCACAAUCGUCGGAGAGGCCCCUCAGGCAGCCAUUGAGCGCGAUCUCCCUCAGGUCGAGCUGCCUCCCCCCGAACAAGUGGGCAACAUCUCAAGCCCAAAGGCCGAGGACGGAAACUCUCGAGUCUCUGAGGAAUUACCCAAGGAUCAAGCAACGAACCAACCAGAGGUCAUUGCAAAGCCGGUCCUGCUACAUCAGCUGUCUGCAAUGACCGAGGACACCAUCAAGCCGGAAGACUCCAUCUCAGUAACGGCGCCUCUGCCAGAGUCAGAGGCACCUUCAGAGGUUGGAAACGUCUCCGCAGAUGGCGCAAAGGAGGAGGCUGCCCCAGCUGACACAGUAGCAGAUUCCGCUGCUGAACCCGAAACUGGAGCUCCUGACAUUUCUGGCGAUAGUGACGCUAACAAGGAAGAGGAGCCGGAUCUGUUGGGCGGCUUGAUGGGAGAGCUGGAUCGGCAGGCGGCUGCGUCACAGCUAUUGGAGCAAGUCAUUACAGGGGAUGCCGUGCCGGCCAGCGAGGUCAAGGCCGAGGAUAGUUCUGUUGAAGCGACACUGCCUGAGGCGCCUGAGCCGGAGGCUGACGCCGCACCGCCCGUUGUCGAAGCCGCUGCGGAGCCCGUUUCGGAGCCGGAGCUAGAGCCUCAGCCGGAGCCUCAACCGGAGCCUCAACCGGAGCCUCAACCGGAGCCUCAACCGGAGCCUCAAACAGACCCCGAAUUGAAAUCAGAAACAAAGCCAGUAUCGGGGCUGGAGUCGGCACCCGAAGCAGAGCCCGAAGCAGAGCCCGAAGCAGAGCCCGAAUCUGCGGCACCUGUACAGGCACCAGAGGAGCAGGCCGCAAAGGAAGCAACUCCUCCAGUGAAAACGAAGCCCGCUGCCGCGGAAGAGGAGAAGGAUAAGGAGGACCAGUCUGCCGACGCGUAG
Trichoderma reesei QM6a is the source of this 2214-nucleotide messenger RNA. RefSeq lists its product as uncharacterized. Lineage: Eukaryota; Fungi; Ascomycota; Sordariomycetes; Hypocreales; Hypocreaceae. The annotation marks the transcript as partial. The transcript has 3 exons. The record is from RefSeq and is a predicted model, not a curated record.